Molecule: messenger RNA, 594 nt
Organism: Rattus rattus (black rat)
Lineage: Eukaryota; Metazoa; Chordata; Mammalia; Rodentia; Muridae
Gene: CXHXorf58
Product: chromosome X CXorf58 homolog
Exons: 4
Coding region: 1-594 (197 amino acids)
Source: RefSeq, a predicted model, not a curated record
AUGCACAAGACCCUGGGCUCCACCCUCAGUCCAUGCACUUACUGCAGUCUUAUAGAUGAGAUCCCUGCAUCUUCUGGUGGCAAGAAUAACCACUGGCGAAGAUUAAAUCUCAGAAGCAUUCCCAAGACAAUGAUGAUGUAUGACAUAGUUGAUUAUGUGGAGUCUGGAGUAAUCUCAGACCGUUUACAAAAAGAAAUGAAGUAUUUGUUACAGAAACCACAAACGGAAGAGAUGCGUCAGCACCAGCUAGACAUAGUUUCUAAAGUUAGGUAUCCAUCCAUUGCAACUGUCCGUCCCUUUUACCAGCCCUGGGAACAGCAAAAGAAAAUGAAACAUCUGGGUCGUCGAUCCAAGCAAGCACAAAAGAAGGUUGAAAAAAUGAAAAAAGCCUAUAUGGAAACUAAAGAAAAAUUGGCUUCCUCCCAGGAACCACUAGCAAGCACGUCACAAAUGAAGAAGAAGGUCAUCUUCUACACUCCAUCUUUUGAAAUUUUGAAAGUUGAUGAACUGAUAGACAGCGACUUGGAAAGUGAAGAAAAAGAAUUAUUCGCCUGGUAUCAAGACCUAUAUGUUAAACAUCCUUCCUUGUUUUGA